GCUGGCAAGUGUUUGUCCCUUCGAUUAGACGCAAUUGACGAUGACCAGCUGGCAGAUUCAGACGUGCCAAUGACCGAGUCUGAUCAUGAGGAUGUGGACGAUGUGAAUGAGGAUCACGAGAACGGGGAUGGGAAUGACGGAGACGAAGCUUCCGAGGAGCACCAACAAACAACGCUUAGUGAGGCUGAGAUCAAACGCCGCGCAGACGUUGUCCGUCAGAUGUUGUCUGAGGAAUUGUCUUCCGGAGGUGGUCCUUUGGGUUCAUUGAACAGCCUCAAGGUCCACGGGUCCGAAUCGGAGUGGUCGAAAGCAAUUGUCGGACAUGGAUCGGAUUUGAGCUCCCUUCGAGUACAGUUAUCGGUUUCAGACUCCCGUCAAUUGCGUGAUGGUGGCAAUGGUCGUGGUCAAGCUGGUUUAGUCCCUUCCUAA
Echinostoma caproni is the source of this 429-nucleotide messenger RNA. NCBI's taxonomy places the organism in Eukaryota, Metazoa, Platyhelminthes, Trematoda, Plagiorchiida, Echinostomatidae. The record is from the annotation of a GenBank genome assembly.